UAGAUUUGGAAUCAGAAGAGAUAUUUGAACGAAUGUCUGGACACUGAGAAAAUUGUGCAGAAAAUCACUGACGAUAAAGGCCAAAAACGGGGCAAGAGUUCACCAGCACCUUAACAACAUUUCUGGCAGGGUAUGAACUUUUGCACAUCUCAGCUCACUUCUUCAGAGACACUGUCCUAAUCAGGGUAGACUUUGUGAGAAUCAUUUCAGACGGCUUCGCAGGCAUGGAUUUAAUGGAUCCUGUUUUGCUGUUGUUGCUAUUUGUCUGUACACUGGCCCUCUUUCUGAAAACGGGCAGUUGGAACAACAGCAGCAGGCGAGAUCUUCCCCCAGGACCAAAGCCAUGGCCUUUCACUGGAAAUCUGCACCUUGUAGACCUGAAAAGGCCUUACAGAACCAUGUCUGAGUUAUCCAAGCGGUAUGGCCCUGUCUUCAGCUUCCAACUGGGAUUCCAGAAAAUGGUAGUUCUGACGGGCUACGAGACCGUAAAGGAGGCUUUGGUGAACCAGGCAGAUGCCUUUGCGGAGAGGGCCACGGUCCCAAUGUUUGAAAACCUUUCAGAAGGCUACGGAGUUAUUUUUUCUCACGGUGAGAACUGGAAGGUGAUGCGGCGGUUCAUGUUAACCACAUUGCGUGACUAUGGGAUGGGGAAGAGGACCAUAGAGGACAGGAUUAUCGAAGAAUGCCAUUUCCUAACACAGACAUUUGAAUCUUACAAAGGAAAGCCGUUUGAGUCCACUAUAAACAUGAACGCUGCUGUUGCCAAUAUCAUAGUGUCAAUAGUACUUGGCAAGCGAUUUGAAUACGAAGAUCCCACUUUUGUAAGACUACUGAAUUUAGUCAGUGAAAAUUCCCGGCUUGCUGGAAGUCCCUCAGUCAUGCUGUUCAACAUGUUUCCCGCUCUGGGCUUCCUCUCUGGUGCUCGCAAGACUGUCCUUGAUAACAAGAAGAAACUGCAUGCCUUCAUACAGGCCACCUUCAUAGAACACCUCAAAGAACUGGAUGUGAACGACCAGAGGAGCUUUAUUGACACUUUCCUGAUCAAACAGCAAGAGAAGAACAAGAACAAGACUGAUGAUUUUUUUCAUAAUGAAAACCUUAAGGCUCUUGUGAGUAACCUAUUUGUUGCUGGGAUGGAGACCACGACGACAACCUUGCGUUGGGGCCUGUUGCUGGUGAUGAAGUAUCCUGAAAUUCAGAAAAAGGUCCAAGAAGAAAUUGCAAAGGUCAUUGGGCCUGCUCAGCCUCUGAUUGAACACCGAUCAAAACUGCCGUAUACAGAUGCGGUAAUCCAUGAAGUUCAGAGGUUCGCUAAUAUUCUCCCUAUGAACUUGCCACACGCCACCACUGCGGAUGUCACCCUGAGAGGCUACUUCAUUCCAAAGGGAACGCAUAUCAUCCCCUUACUGUACUCUGUGCUAUACGAUGAAUCUCAGUGGGAAAAACCAUUUCAGUUCUAUCCUGAGCAUUUCCUUGAUUCUGAAGGAAAGUUCGUCAAGAGAGACGCCUUCCUGCCCUUCUCUGCAGGUCGGCGACUGUGUGUGGGUGAGACUCUUGCCAAAAUGGAGCUGUUCCUCGUAUUUGUGAGUCUCCUGCAGAGAUUCACUUUCCAGCCAGCCCCUGGGACGUCCAAAGAAGACCUGGACCUCACCCCUGCGGUUGGGGUCACUACGCCUCCGAUGCCCUUCAGUUUCUGCGCUUUGCCACGUUCUUAAUCUCCAACCACGCUUCGCUUCCCUGUGUGCAGCACCCUCCUUUUCUGCACCCUUUUGCCUGCCAAGGACAUUUCAGACUCAGAGGAACUGGACAGCACUUUGUCCCAAACUGUAGUGCUUAAUAUUCCUAGCUGUGAAACCGCUACGGAGACACAUUUGGCCAAUUACACACUGCACCCACGUUCCCUGCACCACAGCAGUGGCAUAGGAGGUUAAGAGCUCAUGUAUCUAAUCUGGAGGAACCGGGUUUGAUUCCCAGCUCUGCCGCCUGAGCU
Molecule: messenger RNA, 1990 nt
Organism: Sphaerodactylus townsendi
Lineage: Eukaryota; Metazoa; Chordata; Lepidosauria; Squamata; Sphaerodactylidae
Product: cytochrome P450 2K6-like
Exons: 10
Coding region: 225-1715 (496 amino acids)
Biological process (GO): xenobiotic metabolic process
Cellular component (GO): cytoplasm; intracellular membrane-bounded organelle
Molecular function (GO): oxidoreductase activity, acting on paired donors, with incorporation or reduction of molecular oxygen, reduced flavin or flavoprotein as one donor, and incorporation of one atom of oxygen; iron ion binding; heme binding
Source: RefSeq, a predicted model, not a curated record